Messenger RNA from Anopheles merus, 5139 nucleotides. RefSeq names its product exportin-1 (gene emb). Lineage: Eukaryota; Metazoa; Arthropoda; Insecta; Diptera; Culicidae. Gene Ontology annotation, cellular component: cytoplasm; nucleus. Gene Ontology annotation, biological process: ribosomal large subunit export from nucleus; protein export from nucleus; ribosomal small subunit export from nucleus. The transcript is spliced from 12 exons. The record is from RefSeq and is a predicted model, not a curated record. The coding region runs from base 1471 to 4632 and encodes 1053 amino acids. Gene Ontology annotation, molecular function: nuclear export signal receptor activity; small GTPase binding.
CAUCAAGUUCAGCGACAGAGUUUCAAGAAAGUGCGCUGCGUGUGUGACUGCGAACUGGGUGCUGCGAUGUGUGAGUGAAUGCGUUCUUGUUGACUUUGUCACAAAAUUGAAAAGCGAUUGAUGAAUGUGAAUGUGCUAUCGAGUUAACCGGGAGAACAACAGACAAACGAGCGGAAAGGAAAGGCGCGAAGAAAGAUACACUCUGACGAUUAUACGUUGCCGGACCACGCAAAAUCAUCACCAAUCAUCGGGGGCGUGUGUGAGGACGUGUUGUGUUACCGCUCGUUCUCCCGUUCACCAUUUUACCUGAACUGGUGAAGAGAUAUUGCACCCACCGGAACAACCAGUGUAAUCGGCGGUGUGCCAUCCGUUCCGUUCCUUGUCCUAAGUCUAUUGCAUCUCGGGAAACCGUGUGAACGAGUGUGUUGAGUGUGGCACGCAUCUGCAGCACCCAUGAAUGUGUGCGCGUGUGAGAAGUAUGCAAGUUUUGCUGUGUAGUAAUAAUGGUUGGUAUGUUUGAGUGAGAUUGUGCGAAUGUUUGCUGUAAACCGACGUCGGCGACGAGUAUACGUGGAGGAGAUUUGAAAACAGAGAGACCUCGAAUCUCCCAUAACUCUGUGCGGUGUGUGUCCUAUUCGUACGAGAAAAUAGCUCCGCUUCGAACAGCGCCCCAUCGAUCUUCAAAAGAGAGAACAAGACUGAUGAUCAACAUCUUCUAUGUUUUACUUACCUGGGUAACGGUGCAAAAGAGAGAGAGAGAGAUCUUAUUUAAUAAGCCCCAAUCGCAAGGAUAAUAACAACCACUGCAGGGGUGCGUAAACCACGCAAUUUACUGAUAAGGCAACUAGAACGGACAAUACCCAAAUCAGUGCAUCCUUUCAACGAACAACGAACCAACCUCCACCACCAUUACCAACACCACCAUCCCCCCACUGUCGUCACCCUGCAGCGGAACUGUAGAAUGAUCGUCUCCUCGACUGAACGAGGGUGAAUGCGGAAGGAUGAAUGCGUAACCAAGGACGACGUCAAGCAAAUCAACAAUCUCGACUGAUUUGAGAAUGUUGUCGGAAGGACUGUUUUUUCAAGGGACCAGCAGCACAGUAAGCGUGUAAGGAACGAGUGAACGAGAGUGUGCAAGAAGCGCAUUUUUAAAGGAAAAAUUUGCUGAAAUUGUUUAAACCUUUUUUUGCCGUCAACAUAACCGACGUUAUCGUAGACGAAAAGUUGGAAAAAAUAAGCUCGCCCAACGCUUACUUUGAACAAAUCCUCGAGGUGUGUGGUAUUGUAUAUACACAACAGCGUGUGGAUAGAAGCGUGCAUGUGUGUGAAUGCGUUGAAUAUUAAAGCGGACUGUUUGUGGUGAGAGAGUGUGAAAGAUUAUUGUGAGAACGACGCAAUUGCAUCAAUAAAAGUGUCCAGUUGGAUUGUCUCAACUCUACAGUCAAGCGAAUCGAGUGCACGGCGGGAACGAUGGCUAUUCCAAUGAUACGCCUCGACGAGGCGAACCAAUUGUUGGACUUUUCGAAAAAGCUUGACAUUGACCUGCUGGACAACAUCGUCUCAUGCUUGUACAAUAGCACCGGCGAACAGCUGCGCCUCGCUCAGACGGUACUGACGACACUAAAGGAGCACCCGGAUGCGUGGACGCGCGUUGACAGCAUACUGGAGUUUUCACAGAACCAGCAGACGAAAUUCUACGCACUGCAGAUCCUGGAGGAAGUGAUCAAGACGCGCUGGAAAAUUCUGCCCCGCAACCAGUGCGAAGGCAUCAAGAAGUAUGUGGUGGGACUGAUCAUCAAGACGUCACAGGAUCCGGCAAUGAUGGAAGCGAACAAGGUUUACCUGAACAAGCUAAACAUCAUCCUGGUGCAGAUACUGAAGCGCGAGUGGCCAAACAACUGGGAAACGUUCAUCAGCGACAUUGUCGGCGCGUCCAAGACCAACGAGACGCUGUGCCAGAACAACAUGAUCAUCCUGAAGCUGCUCAGCGAAGAGGUGUUUGACUUUUGCUCGGGCCAGAUCACGCAAACGAAGGCAAAACAUCUGAAGGACACCAUGUGCUCGGAGUUUGCGCAGGUCUUCACGCUGUGCCAGUUUGUGCUGGAGAAUUCCCUGAACGCGCCACUAAUCUCGGCGACGCUGCAGACGCUGCUAAAGUUUCUCAACUGGAUCCCGCUCGGCUACAUCUUUGAGACGAAGCUUAUCGACAUGCUGGUCUGUCGCUUUCUGACGAUACCGAUGUUUCGCAACAUCACGAUCAUGUGCCUGUCGGAGAUUGCGGGCCUGCAGCUGCCAAACUACGAUCACGUGUUCAUUGCCUUAUUCAAGCAGACGAUGGAGCAGUUUGACACGAUGAUACCGCCGAACACGAACAUGAACCAGAUCUACAUGAACGGGUCGGACGACGAGCAGUGCUUCGUGCAGAACCUGGCCAUGUUCCUGUGCACCUUUUUGCGGGUGCACGCGACUCUGGUGGAGAAGCGGGACACAAUGGAGGUGGUGCUGAAGGCGCUCGACUAUCUGGUAAUGAUUUCCGAGGUCGAGGAUGUGGAAAUCUUCAAGAUCUGCUUAGAGUACUGGAACAGCCUGACCGGCGAACUGUACAAAGAGGCGCACACCUCCAGCCAGCGGCGCACCUUCUACCACAAGAUCCUGUCGAAGGUGCGUUACAUCAUGAUUUCACGCAUGGCCAAACCGGAGGAGGUGUUGGUGGUGGAGAACGAGAACGGCGAGGUCGUACGCGAGUUCAUGAAGGACACAAAUAGUAUUAAUCUGUACAAGAAUAUGCGCGAAACACUUGUCUACCUGACGCAUCUCGACUAUGCCGACACGGAGCGCAUCAUGACGGACAAGCUAAACAACCAGGUGAACGGUAGCGAGUUUUCGUGGAAGAACCUAAACACGCUCUGCUGGGCGAUCGGUUCCAUCUCCGGCGCGUUCUUCGAGGAGGACGAGAAACGCUUCCUCGUGACGGUCAUCAAGGAGUUGCUGGGGCUGUGCGAGCACAAAAAAGGCAAAGACAACAAGGCUAUCAUUGCGUCCAACAUAAUGUACGUGGUCGGACAGUAUCCACGCUUUUUGCGGGCUCACUGGAAGUUCCUCAAGACGGUCGUGAACAAGCUGUUCGAGUUUAUGCAUGAAACGCACGACGGUGUACAGGACAUGGCCUGUGAUACUUUCAUCAAGAUAGCGCUCAAAUGCCGCCGGCACUUUGUCCAGCUACAACCAAACGAAUCCUGCACCUUCAUCGAGGAAAUUCUGGCAACGAUGAGUAGCAUCAUUUGCGAUCUACAGCCUCAACAGGUUCAUACGUUUUAUGAAGCGGUCGGUUACAUGAUCUCUGCUCAGGCCGACCAGGUGCAGCAAGAUAUUCUGAUCGAAAAGUAUAUGAUGCUGCCGAAUCAGGUUUGGGACGAUAUCAUCUCACAAGCGACCAAGAACGUGGACAUAUUGAAGGACAUGGGCGCAGUGAAGCAGCUCGGCAGCAUACUUAAAACGAAUGUACGUGCUUGUAAAGCUCUGGGCCAUUCGUACGUUUCGCAGCUUGGGCGCAUCUAUCUCGAUAUGCUGAACGUGUACAAGAUAAUGUCGGAAAACAUUACGCAAGCAAUUUCGCUGAACGGACUGUCGAUCAACAACCAGCCGCUGAUAAAGGCGAUGCACGUCGUGAAGAAGGAAACGCUGACGCUCAUCUCGGAGUGGGUAUGGAAGUCGAACGAUCCGAAGAUGGUGAUGGAAAAUUUCAUUCCGCCCCUGCUCGAGGCAGUGCUGUUCGAUUAUCAGCGCACGAAGGUCCCCAAUGCACGAGAACCGCUUGUGCUGAGCACGAUGGCAUCGAUUGUGAACCGGCUGCAGGCUGUGAUCACGCCAGAGAUACCAAAAAUCUUUGACGCGCUGUUCGACUGCACGCUGGACAUGAUCAACAAAAACUUUGAAGACUACCCACAGCAUCGCACGAACUUCUACGAGCUGCUUCAAGCGGUCAACAUGUACUGCUUCAAAGCGUUCUUGAGCAUUCCGCCCGAACAGUUCAAGCUCGUGUUUGAUUCCAUCGUGUGGGCGUUCAAGCAUACGAUGCGAAACGUGGCCGACACUGGCUUAAACAUACUUAUGCAGAUGCUGCAAAAUCUCGAACAGCACCCGCAAGCCGCGCAAAGCUUCUAUCAAACUUACUACACGGAUAUCCUGAUGCAGAUUUUCUCCGUUGUAACGGAUACGUCGCAUACGGCAAGCUUGCAAAACCAUGCCACGAUCCUGGCGUACAUGUUUUCAUUGGUGGAAGCCGGUCGCAUUACGGUCAAGCUCGGACCCUCGGACGAUAACGUGCUAAACAUUCAGGAGUAUGUGGCGAUGCUGCUCAAGUCCGCUUUCAGCCACCUGACCGGCAAUCAGAUCAAGAUAUUCGUCACCGGCCUGUUUAACCUUGACCAGGAUGUACACGCAUUUAAGGAGCAUUUACGAGAUUUCCUGAUCCAGAUUAAGGAAGUGACCGGUGAAGACGAUUCCGACUUGUACCUGGAGGAGCGGGAGAACGAGCUGAAAAAAAUACAGGAAGAAAAACGACGCAUGCUGAUGACGGUUCCGGGCAUGAUGAAUCCGCACGAAAUGCCGGAGGAUAUGCAGGACGAAUAGACAGAUGACGGCGCUGCAAAAUGUACAGGGAGAAAAGGUACCGCCGCGAUUUCGCUGUCUGUCCCCCCGACUUCCCUCCUUCAUCCACCCAUCCUUCUUAUUUUCCAUCUUGCAAUGGCUAAGCAACUACUGCAGGGAUAUCUCUCUCUCUCUCUCUCUCUCUCUCUCUUUCUCUCUUGCAAUUCUCAAUUGAUCGUGAAAAAACAACAACCACACACCUGUGUUUCACCAAGCAAAGUGAUGCCGUAGGUAACCUCUCGUUAUAAGGGAAUAUCAUCGAGAAAUGCACGAGAAAAGGAGGGGGACGGGCGAUAUCGCAAAUAAUAAGUGUGUGCACUAGUGACAAAAGUAGGCCUUGAAUUAGGAAAGCGCGAUCUCUAAGGACAUUAACAGGACAGGACGGCUUACGCUGAUGAUGAUGAUGAUGAUGAUAGAAUCGAUAAGCGUACAACAACACUAAACCCAUGUGAGAAGAGAGGAGGAUAAACAGCAGGUGUGCGCAUAGAA